GGCCCUCGGGAGUUAUUAGUGGGGUUUAUUGAGGUGUCUCUUCCUCUCCCACCCCGCGCCCGCUCACCCCCUUUCUGGGCUCCCGCUUCCAACGGCCCGGGGAGAGUGACAGUUGGAGAGAUGGCGGCCUCUGCUCUGCCAGGCUCCAACUGGGCUCCUCUGGGGGUGCAGGUGUGAGUGGUCCCGAGGGGCCGGGGUGGAAGUGGGCAGAGCGGUCGGCUGACCCCAGGAAGCAGACCACAGAGGAGACGUUGGCUAGAGGAGCCCUCGGGGUGGAGCAUCCCACCACAGGCCCUGACGGCCGGGAACGGGCCGGGCGGCCCUUCUCGGCCCCUGGGGAAGGAUGGGGAUCAGCUGGAUCCUGUGCAGAGGAUCCUGGGAAGCCGGGGGCAGCCCGAGGUGGCCUCGGGAAGGCGGCCGGAGACGGCCGGGGACAGGUCGCGGCCCAACGGCAGACGAGCGGCCCCGGCUCCAGGGGUAAACUCCGUUAGGGCCCCAUCUCUGGAUUCUCCUUCUCCCGGGCACAGGGCCCCAUGGGGUCAACUCCGGGGCCCCUGCUUGGCGUGCUGCUCCUUUUUCUGGGGCUGACCGGGGCUGGGCUCUGCCUAUCAUCCACACCGCCCGGACCGGUGACCACAGCCGCGCAACCGGACGGGAACCCUGGAGACAGGGAGACCCAAGAGGUCAACGUCUUGGAGUCCCAGCUGGGAAACCCGGAGGAAUCGGUCCCGUCCGUGCUCUGGAAGCUGUGGCUCAGGUUGAUGGGCCAGCGGGGCCAGCUGGACCCUGCCAUGGGAGGAAGCAGGUGCGGGCCAAGGAUAUUCUUCUCUGAGAAAGGAUCGUCGUGGUAUAUCUUCGGCAGCGGCACCCACCUCACCGUCCUCAGGCAGCCCAAGACGUCUCCCACCGUGACCGUCUUCGCCCCGUCUGCCGCGGAGCUGGACACCGACGGGGCCACCCUGGUGUGUCUGAUGGGCGGCUUUUACCCGGGCUCCCUGUCGGUGGCCUGGAGGGCGGACGGCGUGGCCGUGGCCGAGGGUGUGGAGACCUCGGCCCCUUCCCGGCAGAGGGAUGGCAGCUACGCGGCCAGCAGCUUCCUGGCCCUGAGCCCGGCCCAGUGGAGGGAGCGGGGCAGCUAUACCUGCCAGGUCACCCACGACGGGAAAGUUUUCGAGAAAUCCGUGUCCCCUUCCGAGUGCGCUGAGCGACCCCACUGACACGGCCCCCACCCCCCCAACCCCGGCCCCCUCCGGUCUCCCCAGAUUCUUCCCUUUUCCAUCCACCUCCACUCUUAGGGGAGCUGCCACCCCCUCGCUCCGGCCUCCCCCUUCGGACCCCCCCAGAUUCCCCAACAAUAAAUAUAUUUCUCAGCCA
Ornithorhynchus anatinus (platypus) is the source of this 1374-nucleotide messenger RNA. Its product is annotated as immunoglobulin lambda-like polypeptide 1. The record is from RefSeq and is a predicted model, not a curated record. Gene Ontology annotation, biological process: positive regulation of T cell activation; peptide antigen assembly with MHC class II protein complex; antigen processing and presentation of exogenous peptide antigen via MHC class II. Gene Ontology annotation, cellular component: MHC class II protein complex. Gene Ontology annotation, molecular function: MHC class II protein complex binding. Bases 534 to 1217 code for a protein of 227 amino acids. The transcript is spliced from 3 exons. NCBI's taxonomy places the organism in Eukaryota, Metazoa, Chordata, Mammalia, Monotremata, Ornithorhynchidae.